Messenger RNA from Magnolia sinica, 1764 nucleotides. RefSeq lists its product as uncharacterized. Gene Ontology annotation, molecular function: RNA binding. The transcript has 5 exons. NCBI's taxonomy places the organism in Eukaryota, Viridiplantae, Streptophyta, Magnoliopsida, Magnoliales, Magnoliaceae. Bases 9 to 1487 code for a protein of 492 amino acids. The record is from RefSeq and is a predicted model, not a curated record.
UAGCAAUUAUGUCCGAGCUCACGGUCGUAAUCGUAACUUCACUUUUAUAUAAAAGACAACCUUCCGUUGCUCUCGCCAUGGCAAACCGCUUCCUUCACAGCUUCAGAAGAUCUUCUCUCUCUUCUCGUCUUCUCCGUUUUCCCUCUCCUGCCCCUCCUUUCAGGUCGAAUUUCCACUACCAUCCAUCAAUUUUCUGCCCAUCUCAGCCGUCCAAUCCAAUCAACCCAUGGAGAAAUUCGUGGGUUUUCAGGCAUUUGAGCCAUGGUGCUGUAGAUCUCGUCAUCUCCCAAGGAAAACCCAAGUUCGAAACGCGGAAAAUCGAGCCGUCGAAGCGGGUGAAGUGGAAAUCAAAGAAGCGGUUGAAGAUGCAGAGGAAGAGAGAGAAGACGAAAAGAAAGAUGGCGAAUAAGCGGGACCCACGGCGGCUCGGCGUGAAGGGCAAGAAGAAGAAGCAGAAGUUCCCCAAUGCAGAGGCCCGUAUUAAGUACAAGAUUGAAAAGGCCAAAAUCAAAGAAGCAUUAUUGAUUGAAAGGCUCAAAAGAUAUGAAGUUUCCAAGCUUCAAGGUCCAAUAAGUGAACCAGAAAACCUGACAGGCGAGGAACGCUUCUACAUGAAAAAGAUGGCCCAAAAACAAUCUAAUUACGUGCCUGUUGGCAGGCGAGGGGUCUUUGGAGGUGUUAUUCUCAAUAUGCAUUUGCACUGGAAAAAACAUGAAACUGUUAAGGUCAUCUGCAAGCCUUGUAAACCUGGUCAGGUACACGAAUAUGCAAAAGAAAUAGCGAGGUUGAGUGGUGGGACACCUAUUCAGAUAAUUGGAAAUGAUACUAUUAUAUUUUACCGUGGGAAGAAUUAUGUUCAGCCAGAAGUCAUGUCACCUAUAGAUACGCUAUCCAAGAAAAGGGCACUUGAAAAAUCAAAAUACGAGCAAUCACUUGAGUCAGUAAGGCGGUUCAUUGCCAUAGCCGAGAAGGAACUGGAAAUCUAUUAUCGGCAUGUUGCACUUUAUGGUGACCCAAAUUGUCGGAAUUCCAAUCUGGACUUUGUCAACCAGAGAAAAGGCUCCAGGCACAUGGACAAGGCAGAAUUGACGGAGGGAGGAAAUGUCGACUCGGCAAGCAACGCUUUCUCGGCAGAUGAAUCAGAGAUGGAAGCUGAUUGUGAAGUUGAAGACUUGUCUGGAUUUGAAUUUAAUUCUGACAAAGCAGAAUCGAUGGAGGGAGGAAACCUCAACUCAGCAAGCGAUGGUUUCUCGGCGGAUGAGUCACAGACAGAAGCUGAUUCUGAAGUUGAAGACUUGUCCGGAACUGAAUUUGAUUCUGACAGUGAAGAUGCUUUGGAAGCUGAAUUAUAUUACGAGGAUGAAGAAAAUGCCUCUAGUAUACCUGCAUGCUCAGCCUCGGUGGUGCGCCCAGUGCAAAGUGGUUGGAGUUCUGAAAGUUUCCAGGGGAAUGAGAAACAUAAUGAAAGAGGAGUGAGGUGGAUUUGACUGGACAGUCCCAUUGGUUGGACGGUUCAGAUUGACGGGAGAGUCCCACUAUGAUGGAGGUUGCGAGAUGGUGAUGGGUUCGGUACCCAUUACUGCUCGAAGAAGAAGGAAAAAGGAAGGGAGAGUCGGGGGCAUGGGUUUAUGCAGUGACGUGGCAUAUUUUGUUUGGUAUCAAAGAGAAGUUUAGAUGAAAACUAUGAACCUAGGGUGGGAUUUAACUUAGAGACAUUAAAUAGUAUGCACUCCAUUAAUGAUAUUUAGAAUUCAAUUUUAGUUA